Messenger RNA from Cetraspora pellucida, 1548 nucleotides. The record is from the annotation of a GenBank genome assembly. NCBI's taxonomy places the organism in Eukaryota, Fungi, Glomeromycota, Glomeromycetes, Diversisporales, Gigasporaceae.
AUGCCCAUGAAUAGAAUAAUGUUUAACAAUAUAUUCGCAAAAUCAAAUUAUUUAGUUGAUUUUAUCUAUAAGAAUUAUUCAGUAAAGGAAAAAAGCAAAAAACUUUUUCCGAUAAUCUGCAUUAUCCUCCUAAUAACCUAUUUCCUUCCUUCGUUUGUCAAUAUUCUUUUAGUUGUCAGUGUUCUUCUUCCAAUAGUCUAUAUUUUCCCUAAAUUACUUUAUUUUAUUCUUCUUAGUUGUUUUUAUAUUCCUUUUCGUGUUACAUGCGUUCUUUUCCCAGCCAUUUUCAUUCUUUUUUUAAUUGUUCGCUUUCUAGAAAAGGGAAGUAGAAAUCAGGAAAAAGAGCAUAGAUGCAUUAAAUGCACUGAAAUUAUUAAUAUUGAUGCUCUUUUAAAUAUUACUGAUCAAUGUAUUCAUAAUAAUAUAUGUCGUAUGUGUAUCAAUGAUUAUAUCGAGAGUGAAGUUGAUAAAAGCAAUGUUAAAAUUUUAUGCCCGGAAAAUGAAUGUCGUAAAGCAUUAAACGAGAAUGAUAUAAAAAAAUUUGCAAGUGAGAGAGUAUUUGGACGGUAUGAAACACUCAUGUUAAAUUUUGCACUAUCCCAAAUUUCUACCUUUAAAUGGUGCUUAAACCCAACUUGUAGAUCAGGACAAGAUCAUUAUCAAGGAGAUGAUGUUCCAAUAAUGAUUUGUAAUUUAUGUGGACAAAAAUCUUGUAUUAUACAUGAACUUUUAAUCGAAACUGAAUGUGAAAAAUGUAAAGAACAUCUUGGAUCUGUGUUAAAAGAAGAAAGAAAGGAGUGCAUUAUAUGUACCGAGAAUUUUAAUGUCAUGGCCUUUUUAAAUAUCACAGACCUGUGUAAUCAUGAUCGUAGAAUUUGUCGUGAAUGUGUAGGAGAAUAUAUCAAGCAUGAACUUGAAGAUAAUGGAAAAAUUAGAAUUUCAUGCCCAGAAGAUGAAUGUAGUGAAAUAUUAGAUCAGAAAGAUGUAAGAGAAUUUGCAAGUGAAGAUGUAUUUAAACGAUAUGAAAAAUUUACACUAAAUUUUGUAUUAUCACAAAUUCCUACCUUUCAAUGGUGCUUGAAUCCAAAUUGCGGAUCAGGGCAGGAUCAUUUUCAAGGAGACAAUGUUCCUAUAAUGAUUUGUAAUUCAUGCGGACAGAAAUCCUGUGUUCUGCAUGGGCAUCCAAUUGACACUGUAUGUGAAGAAUGCACACAGCAGGAAGAAGGAUUUACACGAGAAGAGGAAGAAGAACAUAGACGACAGGAGGAAGAAGAACGUAGAAGACAAGAAGAACAUAGACGACAGGAGGAAGAAGAACGUAGACGACAAGAAGAGCAUAGACGACAGGAAGAGCUCAGACGAAGAGAGGAAGAAGAACGUAGAAGACAAGAUGAACAUAGGUUAGCAACACUUCGAAAUGCUGAAAGUGCAUCAGAAUCCUAUGUGGGUCAACUUAAGCAAUGUCCAAAAUGUGCAAGUAGAAUUGAGAAAAAUGCAGGAUGUGACCAUAUGACAUGUAGAUGUGGACAUCAAUUUUGUUGGGCGUGA